AUGGGUGAGGACCAUAUUUUGCCGAUAAGCGAGGAGAAGGAGCUGAAAGUAACGCCUUCUCGCCUGACACCGCCGCCCUCCUCUCUCACUGUGAACAGUGGGAACACAGUCACCGUCAGAGACGUCCACUUCGCCCUCAGCAAUGAGACAUUACGAGAUGAUUACCAUGCCGACAACAGGGCAUCCUGGUACCAGCCAGAGGUGACUUAUGAAGCUCGUGUCCAGUCGGGGCAGUUCAACCAUGGGGUCAAAGACCCGGGAUGGAGACGAAUGGUUCAAAAUUUCACACCUUCGUGGUUCUCCGUGAUUAUGGGAACUGGCAUCGUUUCGAUACUCCUCAACAUCCUUCCUUACAAUGGCCACUGGCUGAGAUGGAUCUCGAUUGUGAUCUUUGCUCUUAACGUCUUUCUUUUCAUAGCUGGAUGCAUACUCAGCGUAACCCGAUACACCAUGUAUCCCAAAACGAUCAAAGCUGUCAUCUUCCAUCCUGUGCAAGCGAUGUUCCUUGGCGCUUUCCCGAUGGGUCUCGCUACUAUCGUCAACAUGUUUUGUCUUGUGUGUGUGCCGGCUUGGGGAACAUGGGCUGCAGACUUUGGAUUGGCAUUAUGGUGUCUUGACGCUGCCAUUUCGGUUAUGUGCGCUCUGUCAUUGCCAUUUUCGCUCAUGUUGUCCAACAAGGAUACACACCUUUCGACCAUGACAGCCGUUUGGCUCAUGCCGAUUGUCACUUGCGUCGUUGCUUCUGGGACUGGCGGCAUUGUCGCCCAAGUUCUUCCGGACUCGAACCAAGCAUUCGGGGUAAUUAUCGCAAGCUAUAUCCUAUGGGGAAUCGGAGUUCCUCUGUCAUUAAUGGUGUUUGUCAUCUACUUCCAACGGCUCACGAUCCAUAAGCUUCCCCCGAAGGAGACCAUUGUGAGCGUCUUCCUGCCAAUGGGUCCUCUGGGAUCUGGCGCUUUCUCCGCCUUGAAACUUGGACUUACUGCAAAAGACACAUUCGCCAAGACUAGUUUCCUCCUCGAUAAGUCUGUCAUUCCCACUGUGUACGCCAUGGGGUUUAUGACCGCACUUGUCUUCUGGGCAUUUGGAUUGGUGUGGCUCUUCUUCGCAUCCGCGUCGAUUCUGCGAUGCAAGAAGUUUCCCUUCAACAUUGGUUGGUGGGGAUUUACUUUCCCGCUGGGAGCAUAUGCCCUCGCCACCUGUCAGCUCGGAUUGGAGAUGGAUUCUUCAUUCUUCAAAGUCGUUGGAACGAUACUUUCACUGUGUGUCGUCAUUCUUUGGAUGCUUGUGUCUGUGGGCACGCUGAGAGGAACAGUAUCUGGAAAGCUCCUUGUCGACCCUGCUCUGGCGGAGAUGAGGGAUAAACAAGAAAGAAAGAGGCUUUCAGCGUAUUUGAGAUAG
This is a messenger RNA of Aspergillus chevalieri, 1398 nucleotides long. RefSeq names its product TDT family transporter. The transcript is spliced from 5 exons. Gene Ontology annotation, molecular function: sulfite transmembrane transporter activity. The record is from RefSeq and is a predicted model, not a curated record. Gene Ontology annotation, biological process: transmembrane transport; sulfite transmembrane transport. Gene Ontology annotation, cellular component: plasma membrane. The coding region runs from base 1 to 1398 and encodes 465 amino acids. NCBI's taxonomy places the organism in Eukaryota, Fungi, Ascomycota, Eurotiomycetes, Eurotiales, Aspergillaceae.